Messenger RNA from Gadus morhua (Atlantic cod), 6294 nucleotides. RefSeq names its product phosphodiesterase 4B, cAMP-specific a (gene pde4ba). NCBI's taxonomy places the organism in Eukaryota, Metazoa, Chordata, Actinopteri, Gadiformes, Gadidae. The transcript is spliced from 14 exons. The record is from RefSeq and is a predicted model, not a curated record. Gene Ontology annotation, molecular function: 3',5'-cyclic-nucleotide phosphodiesterase activity. The coding region runs from base 715 to 2922 and encodes 735 amino acids. Gene Ontology annotation, biological process: signal transduction.
CGUGAGCGUGUGAGAGAGAGAGAGAGAGAGAGAGAGAGAGAGAGAGAGACUGGACAGAGACAAGUUAGCGCGGGUGAACGUGGGGAUGAGAGUUGUAUAUUUUCCUCACAUGCAUCGUGUGCACCUGAGAGUUUGGAUCUUUGCCUCUGAAGCUCCUGUCUGUCUGGUUGAGUGACUGUUUAGGUUGUUUCCCCAACCGCUUCCAUGUUGGACAUUAUUUUGAGUUUUUUGUUUUGAACUGGAUCCGUAGAGGUAAAGGCUGCGCGUGAGUGUGUGGCAGAAGUAGUGACUGACUAAGCUGUCAUCAUUGGUUGGGGACCAAGUUGGUGGGUACGAAUGAUGUGCUAGAUAUUUUUAAGGACCUGGUUUACAUGGGAGAGCUUUGAAUGGUUUCAGUGUGUCCGUGUUUGCAUGGGUGUGUUUUGUUUUGAUUUGUGUGUGCGUGCCUGUGGCCACUUUUGUCACGGUUUGCAUUCCAUAUUAGUUUUUUGUGUGUGACGUGUGUAUAUGUUGACUUGUUAGUCUGUGUGUUUCAUAGGGCUUAUUGUUUUUAUAGUUCCCUAGUUUGGCUGUUUUGUCACUUCUCUAGCUGUUCAUGGCGUGUGUGUGUUUCUCUUUCAAAUAAUCACUGGUGUAUGUGUGCUUAUUGGACAGUGGCAGCAGUGGGGCGCGUGAUGCGGUGUGCAUGGGUUUAGUGUAUGUCCCAGAGUGUGCAUGUGUGUUUGUGUGGCGGCGGGUGCGUGUGUGUGUGUGUGUGCUGGGGCGAUGUACAGGCGGUCACCCUGUGCCCGAAGCAGGGUGCAUUUUGACUUCAGUGAGGAGGUCAUCAGGCGACUGCACGCCUCCAACCACAGCCAUGUUCACAGCUUCGACGUGGAGAAUGGCCCCUCUGUGGGCUGCAGCCCGCUGGACGCCCAGGUGUCCCCGGGCUCGGGGCUGGUCCUCCACACCAACUUCCCCGGACACAGCCAGCGGAGGGAGUCCUUCCUCUACCGCUCCGACAGCGACUAUGACCUGUCGCCCAAGUCCAUGUCCCGCAACUCCUCCAUCGCCUCGGAGAUACACGGGGACGACCUGAUCGUCACGCCUUUUGCUCAGGUUCUGGCCAGCCUCCGAAGUGUACGGAACAACUUCACAGUGCUCACCAACGUACAAUGUGCCUCAAACAAGAGAUCUCCUGCUGCCACCACCCAGCCCCCCAUCACCAGAGUGUGUUUGCCAGACGAGGCCUACCAGAAGAUGGCGGUGGAGACGAUGGAGGAGCUGGACUGGUGUCUGGACCAGCUGGAGACAAUCCAGACGUACCGCUCCGUCAGCGACAUGGCCUCCAACAAGUUCAAGAGAAUGUUGAAUCGGGAGUUGACGCACCUUUCCGAGAUGAGUCGGUCGGGAAAUCAGGUCUCCGAAUUCAUCUCCAACACCUUCCUAGACAAGCAGAACGACGUGGAGAUCCCGUCGCCCACGUCCAAGACGCGGGAGAAGAAGAAGCAGCAGCAGCAGAAGCAGCAGCAGCUGAUGACCCAGAUCAGCGGCGUGAAGAAGGUGUCCCACGGGCCGUCCAUCUCCGCCACCUCCAUCUCCCGCUUUGGCGUGAACACGGACAAGGAGGAGCUGCUGGCAACGGAGCUGGAGGACCUCAACAAGUGGGGGCUCAACAUCUUCACCGUCUCCGAGUACUCCACCCACCGGCCCCUCACCUGCAUCAUGCACGCCAUCUUCCAGGAAAGAGACAUGUUGAAAACGUUCAAAAUCCCAGUGGAUACGUUCGUCGCCUACAUGAUGACGCUGGAGGACCACUACCAUUCAGACGUGGCGUACCACAACAGCCUGCACGCCGCCGACGUAGCGCAGUCCACGCACAUUCUGCUCUCCACCCCUGCCCUGGAUGCGGUCUUCACAGAUCUUGAGAUCCUAGCAGCCAUUUUCGCUGCCGCCAUCCAUGACGUUGACCACCCUGGAGUAUCAAACCAGUUCCUCAUCAACACCAACUCGGAGCUGGCCCUCAUGUACAACGACGAGUCGGUGCUGGAGAACCACCACCUGGCCGUGGGCUUCAAGCUGCUGCAGGAGGACAACUGCGACAUCUUCCAGAACCUCAGCAAGAAACAGCGCCAGUCGUUACGCAAGAUGGUCAUUGACCUGGUGCUGGCCACUGAUAUGUCCAAGCACAUGAGCCUGCUGGCCGAUCUGAAGACCAUGGUGGAGACCAAGAAGGUGACCAGCUCUGGAGUGCUGUUGCUGGACAAUUACACGGACAGAAUACAGGUGCUUCGUAACAUGGUGCACUGCGCGGACCUGAGCAACCCCACCAAGUCCCUGGAGCUGUACCGCCAGUGGACGGACCGCAUUAUGGAGGAGUUCUUCCACCAGGGGGACCGGGAGAGGGAGCGCGGCAUGGAGAUCAGCCCCAUGUGCGACAAGCACACCGCCUCUGUUGAGAAGAGCCAGGUUGGCUUCAUCGACUACAUCGUCCACCCGCUGUGGGAGACCUGGGCCGACCUGGUGCACCCCGACGCCCAGGACAUCCUGGACACGCUGGAGGACAACCGCAACUGGUACCAGAGCAUGAUCCCCCAGAGCCCCUCCCCGCCCUUCUACGACCAACUGACAGAAGGGCCCGGCGGUGGGGGCGGGGGCGGCGGCGGCGGCGGCGGCGGCGGUGGCGGCGGUGGUGGCGGCGGGGGGGAGAAGUUCCAGUUUGAGCUCACCUUGGAGGAGGAGGAGGAUGGCGACGGUGCGGACCGGAACGGGGAAGGGGGCGAGGAGGAAGAGGAGUUGGAGGAGGAAGAAGAGGAGGAGGAUAUUUUAGGGGGGUCCACACGGCCUCCUCCCAUGGACUGCCCCAACGGGCCAGAGAACGAGGAGGAGGUCACCGCGGCGAUAGAGAUCGUCACGCAGGAGCCGUCGCCGACAGACACAUAGUGGGGGCGGGGUGUAACGGUUUCAGCUCAUGUUGGAGGUUGAAAAGGUUUUGAAUUAAUAGUUUUUGAAGGAAAAUAAAAAGGGGACAUCCUCUUGCAGCUGUGCUUUGUACCGAGCCCACUGAAUGAAGCAGAGGCUCAGUUUUUGGUCCCGCAUCGAGUAGGGCGUCUUGCACUUGGGCGUACGGAGCCAGAGACGAGGGAGAGAGAGGGGGAUGGAGAGACAGAGAUAUAUAGAGAGCGAGCGAGGGGCGGUUUAAUGGGAAGCGGCUACAGAGUUCUCAGGAAAAUAAAUGCUGCGAACAAUUUCCGAACAUUCGGACAGUUAAAUGCAAAGGAGGAAGGAACUGACGUUACUUGUGGCCAGUUUUGCAGACGGUUGCUUUAAAUGUUCAGGACUUGCAUUAAACGGACACUGACACUACUGAGAGAUUUUGUACCUUAAGACUUUUUCUUUUUUUUACAGACACAAUGUGUUUUAGAAGUAGCAUAGAGUUACGAUCUACUGAGGGGGCACAUUUGGAUAGAGAAAGUGUUUACUUUUUUCCUGUACCAUUUGUCAGAGGACUUUUGUGUGCCUUUUUUACUAUUGUCUUUAUAAUAGUUUUUUUUAUUUAUUGAACACUCUAGUAUGUCUGUGAAAUAUAUCUGAAAGAGCAAAUUCUUUUUUGUGUCUCAGAAAAGGAGUGCAGUCUUCCAUGUAUUGGGCAAUAGAUAAAUCCAAAACAAACUUUGACAAACGAUUCUUGGACAAACUCAUCCAAAUAGGAAAAUCAAAAACCAUAACAAUCACCAAUUUCCAUCCAAUCAUUCACCAUGACCUAUCAACACACGCAUACACACACAAACAGACACACACACACACAUCCACAUAUAUACACCUACACACGUAUAUGUGUGUGUAUGUAUACAUGUGUGUGUUAGAUUCAUAAUGAAUGUUAAUAGGUCAUAUUCAAUAUUCACAUCCAUGAUGAUUUCUAAAUGAAAACGGUCAAAUUAAAAGAAUGUUUGUCACUCGAAAUGACACCACCUGUCAUUUUUGUUUUUGAUUUCUCAUCCUCUAUGAACUCCUAGUCAUUUGUUAUUCCCCAGCAAAAGUCUUUCAGACGUCCUUAUUCGCCAUUCAUUUUGGUCCGUUAACUUCAGAUCCACCCAGCUCUACGCAGCGCACCGGCAGAACUGGACCUCAGCACUCUGCCGGUGCAGUGAGCAGAAAUAGCAGUUGAUCAUAUAAUGGCCUUUGUGAGUCUAUUGUGAGUCUAUUCUUAGCCCUCCCAAAGGCACGCCGUGGUCUUAAUAAUCCUGUUAGUGUGCAUUGGGCUCCGGCCCCAUGCCGUUGUGGUGUAGGGAGCAAUCAGGGUCCGAGCACAUGAUGAAGGUGUUCCUACAGCUGCUCGGCGCUCGCCUGAGGGCUAGUCUCACGCCUUCAUCGGUGCCAUUAUUCACCGCUGUUUAUAAACCCUCUCAGACUCGGGGGACGUGACCCCAAAACAAUCAGGCCAGCUAUUUAUUUCUCAAAAAAAUAAAUUCCCAGCCCCUAAUGUGCUGCUUCUGCUCAUUGACGUCAAUGGACUAUUGUUUUUUUUCUUUCUCGUGCAAUUCUAGGACGUGGGGGUUGAAGGGUUUUUUUGGGCACAGAGGGAAUUGCUAGAUCGGGUCAUCAGAUUUUGAGUGGAGAAGGAAAGGAAAUAUUACAGGCUAGAUUUUAAAACCAAAAUGAAAGUCCUUACAUUUACCCCUAGAUUUGAUUCGUUCUGGCCCAGUGGUUGCUAUGACUACUGCCUCUGCCAUUGGCCUCAAUGACUGGUUUUCAUGGACGGGUCUUUUUGCAUCUGAACUCCACCAUCACUUCAUUCACCUUUUGUCCAACCACAUCCCAGCAUGCAACAUGUGCGAACAAUUGUGAGUGGCAUCUCUUUCUUUGUACCUGUAAUUGUGUAUGCACGGAUGUUGGAGGUGUGUGUGUGUGUGUGUGUGUGUGUGUGUGUGUGUGUGUGUGUGUGUGUGUGUGUGUGUGUGUGUGUGUGUGUGUGUGUGUGUGUGUGUGUGUGUGUGUGUGUCCGCGUGUGUGUGAAAGAGAGAGAGCACUCUAUUCGUCUAUGUCAUCAGGCCUUACCCUAUCAUGCAACUCGUUUGUCUCUACUGUUUGUCGCUAGGAGCUCAAGUUGGUCUUUCUUGCUGUUUAUAACAGUGUGUAUUUAUUCUACACUUAAAAGCUUGUACAUAAGAAAUACUGGUUCAGUGUAAAAUCUAUUUUAAUUUAUAUGCACUUGCAUUACCUGGAAGUGGUGGUGUCUAAUGUGUAGAAGACUCUGGAUCGGAGUCCUUUUAUAUUCUGUACUACAUAUUGUUUUUGAUAUAUAAAUAUUUAUAUAUAAGUAUAUAUAUAUUCGCACAAUGUUUUUAGUGCCCAGCAGUGCAGCAGCUAAAGAGACACUGUUGCUGUCACAUGAGAACCUUGUAACCAUUUACAUUUUUUUUUUUAACUAAAGUUUCAAGUUAAUAUGAUUCUUCAAUGCGGACAAUGUAAAUGCAGAUUCUGUCAAUUUUCCAAAACAAAGAAAAUUUCAAUUUUCAAUCGAAUUAGAUGCAUCAUUACCCUUCAGUUGUUUUUGUUAACAAAAUAAUAACGCCAUUCCUUUCUUUGCUUAGUACUAGGUUUUCAUUUGACAGCAAAACUUAGGUCACCCAAAUGCUCCAUAGAGGACAUGUUAUACUGCUUGGGCUUGGAAAUAGGAUCCUGAAAAAGCUAGGCAAGAGGAAAGAAUCUCAGUCCAUGCUUGGUAUCAAAAUACAUGAAUAGUUUUUUCUCUCUGCGGCUUGUCACAACCUAAGCUUGUCCAUCCAGCAUUUUGAAUGCAGAUUGCUGAUAUAGGAGGCUCAGAUAUGGUUCGACUGUCAAACACAAAACAAUUGUCUUCUUUUACACAUUACGCACUUGAUGUAAAAGUAGAUACCACAAGGGGAGGUUGGUAGCAUGCUACAAUUCACCCCUGUGCACCAACGUGAACCGGUUCGAAUUAUCGAGACGUGAUUAUGUAAUUGAUUUUUGCUAAUGUGUGAACUCUUUCUGACCAAACUUGUUAGCAGUUUUGAAAUUCAAAUUCUGUCAGUAUUACCAUUGUUAAUAUAUGUUCAAGCUUUCUUUGGUCCAAGUCGUGUCCAAAAUGGUUAACCAGAUUUAGCACUAUCUGCAUGAGAGAUGGGAUUAUUAUUUUUUUUUAUCAAUAUUAUGUUGAAGUCUGUCGUUUGUUGCCGGCAGAUAAUUAAAUGUUUCACACAAUGUAUGGUAUUAUAUUGUAUAUUGUGUUUAAAAUGAAAUCUAAAAUACUUUUUCUAUGAAGUGAUUAAAAACAAAGCAUGGAUAUAAUAA